This is a messenger RNA of Lactuca virosa, 3534 nucleotides long. The record is from the annotation of a GenBank genome assembly. NCBI's taxonomy places the organism in Eukaryota, Viridiplantae, Streptophyta, Magnoliopsida, Asterales, Asteraceae.
GGCCCAGACUCGACCCGACCUAAACCGACCCGUGGCUUUAUUUGCAUGGCAGUUAAUUUAAACAAAUGAAUCGGCGGUUUCCAGACUAGAUAAAAUACAUUUUUUUUCUUUUUCCAAAUAACGAUGCAGCCGCCCUUUCCUCCAAUUAGAAACCCCGUCUAACCUACGCCGGUUGUGCAUACCAAUCUGUCUUCCUUAUCACCUGCGCCUUAUUUUGUUUAUUUAUUUAUAGUAACCCAGACAGUCUCUGCUAUUCCAUUCUUGAAGCGAGUCCUCUGCAAAUCCACCAAUCAACUUAUCUUUUCAUCCUUCAAGCUUCACUUCUCAUAAAUUUGUCAUACAUAGUGGUUUGUUUUCAUGAUUAUAGCUAGGAUCAGUUUUAAUUUGUUGAUGAACUAGAUCCUACGUACGUCCGUUCUUGCUUCACGACUAUUAAGCGUAGCUAGAUUUUGUUGGCAAAGCUUAUAUAUAUAAUUUCGAGUUUUAUGAUGAAGAUUCGUGAUUUGGAUUAAGAUCAGAAGCAGUUUCAUCACGCGCGAAUUUUUGUGUACUUCUGUUUUGGUUAUUUCAAAGUGGGAAAAUGCGUUCCUUGCUGCGGUUCAUCAAGUCGACAACACGUAAAAAAUUGCUGCAGAAAUACGAUCAGUUUUCUUUCACCGGUGCUGUUAACUUCCGACCAAGAGAAUAGGAUCUGUGCUAGAUUUAGAUAGAGAUAGAGAGAAGAAAAAAGAGAGUUCGACUUUUUUUUUUUUUUUUUUUGGCCCUUUUCGAUCUAUUUACAUAAAACAACCUAUAGGUGUUUGUGAAAAUGCCGCAUAGAACAACUUACAUUUUCCCGAGGCAAUUUCCCGAAAGCGGUGGGAUCACGAAUUCGUUAUCAAUAGCUGAAGAUCACGAGAAGAAGAUCUCGAAAGAAACUUCAAGUUUCAUGAUCGCAGGCGAUAGCGAUAGGGUCACGAAUACAGAUCAUGUAUAUGGACAUACAGCUUUGCUAUCCGGACGGCACCAUUUUAAUAGCUGUAAAAGCGAUCGGAGCCACGGGAAGAAGACCAAACAGCAACUUGCUGCUUUCGUAAAUUGGUUGGUGGAGAAAAAAACUUCCGGAGGUGAUUCAGUUUCCGGCUCCGGGCACGUGAGGCUGAACAACAACGACUUGAAACAUUUCUCGCCGGUGCCGGUGAAGGAUGUUGUCGACGACGACUGGCGUAGUCACGUCUCCGACGCCGAUUUUAAUCAUCCAACCACACAGAAAAGCAUUGGUGAUCGACAGGUUUCUCUGCGGAGGUUAUCCAGUGAUGCCGCAAGUAGUUACGCGGCGAGUUUGUUCUCCGGCACGAUCGCUACGUCGAGUUCUGCUGCUUUUUAUAAGGAUCCGGUAACGGAGGAGACGAUAGGGAUGAGGGAGGAGGAUGUGAUGGUGGGGAAUGGUGAUGGUGGUGAUGGUGGUGAUGGAGAUGAUGGUCGUCGGAAUCUUGUCCAAAGGUGGCGUGAGAGUUAUUACUUGCAACUUACGCUAGCUAAACGGUUAACCCAUCAAGCAACCAUCGGUGACGAGCCUACACUUAUACAAGGACGUGGUGGUGGUGGCGGUCCUGCCGUGACGUGUUAUGAUGCAGAGUCUGUUUCGUAUCGUCUAUGGGUUAAUGGUACUUUAUCUUACAAUGAUAAGAUAUCAGACGGGUUCUAUAACAUCCUGGGAAUGGAUCCGUAUAUGUGGAUGAUGUGCAGCAACUCUGAAGAAGGCAAACGCUUGCCAUCUUUACUCUCACUCAAAGCUGUGAAUCCAGGCACUACAUCAAUGGAGGUGCUUCUUGUGGAUAGAUAUGGGGAUUCACGCCUCAGAGACUUGGAAGAUAGAGCACAAGACCUGUAUUUUUCUGCUGAAAACAAUCUCAUGUUGGCUGAAAAGCUUGGAAAACUUGUUGCUUCUACAAUGGGGGGGUCGUUUCCUAUUGAGCAAGAUGAUCUCCAUGCACGAUGGGAAUCGGCUAGCAUGAGGCUGAGGGAUCUUCAGAAUGGCAUUUUGGUCCCGAUUGGAAGCUUGUCCAUAGGACUCUGUAGACACAGAGCUAUUCUUUUCAAGAAACUGGCAGACUAUGUGGGACUACCUUGCCGGAUAGCUCGAGGCUGCAAGUAUUGUGUUGAAGAUCAUAGAUCCUCAUGCCUUGUCAAAAUUCAAGACGAUAAAUCCACAAGGGAGUAUGUAAUGGAUCUAAUUGGGCAACCAGGAAACGUGUAUAAUCCGGAUUCAUCAAUCAAUGGAGAUAUACUUUCUUCGGUGCCUUCACCAUUUCAAAGCUCUCAUUUGAAAGAAGUUGAACAAGUUUAUGUGGACCGAGCAUCCAUUUCUCAAGUCAAGAGCAUUGAAGGAGGAGGUGGAGUAUGUGAGGAAGAAAGUGUAGUAGAAUCAAAGGAAAUGAGAUGCGUCCCAGUCCCAAUUGAUAGAAACUAUAGAGUUUGUGAGAUGAUUGAAACGCCAAAAGCAGUGAAAUACAGUACUAGUAGUGAUCAAAUAUCAGCUAAAAUUGAUCAAGGCAAGAGUACAAUUAGUGAUGUGGGGAAAUUUAGAAGCAAUAGUUUUCCUGUGACUGCUCCAAGGUACUUGACCCUUGAGCCAUCUCUUGCAAUGGACUGGCUGGAGAUAGCUUGGGAUGACUUGCAUAUCAAGGAGCGUAUUGGUGCUGGCUCUUUUGGGACAGUGCAUCGAGCAGAGUGGCAUGGAUCGGAUGUGGCAGUUAAGGUAUUAACUGUCCAGGACUUCCAAGAUGAUCAGUUGAAGGAGUUUCUGAGGGAGGUUUCAAUUAUGAAACGAGUGCGGCAUCCGAAUGUGGUUCUGUUCAUGGGUGCAGUGACUGUUCGCCCACAUUUUUCAAUUGUGACAGAGUACUUACCUAGGGGUAGUCUAUUUCGUCUUAUACAUCGACCAACAGCUGGUGAAAUUAUGGAUCAAAGGCGACGUAUACGCAUGGCUUUGGAUGUGGCAAAGGGCAUCAAUUAUCUUCAUUGUCUUAAUCCUCCCAUCGUUCACUGGGAUCUCAAAUCUCCAAACUUAUUGGUCGAUAAAAACUGGACUGUCAAGGUUUGUGAUUUUGGGUUAUCCAGAUUUAAAGCAAAUACUUUCAUAUCAUCAAAAUCUGUUGCAGGAACACCUGAAUGGAUGGCCCCUGAAUUCCUGCGUGGUGAGCCCUCAAAUGAAAAAUCUGAUGUUUACAGUUUCGGUGUCAUCUUAUGGGAGCUCGUCACCAUGCAGCAGCCAUGGAACGGACUCAGCCCUGCUCAGGUUGUGGGAGCAGUGGCUUUCCAGAACAGGAAACUAACGAUACCCAUCAACACCCCUCCUGCAUUAACCUCACUCAUGGAAUCAUGCUGGGCUGAUGAUCCUGCUCAACGCCCAACUUUUAAGAGCAUUGUUAACACUUUAAAGAAGUUGCUCAAGUCUCCAGCACAAAUGGGACCUCCAUGAAUUCACGAUCGACUACAUUUACAUUAUCUUCUCUUCUCAUCUUUCUUUCUUUGUUUUUUUUUUUUUUCUAA